Pectinophora gossypiella (pink bollworm) is the source of this 1288-nucleotide messenger RNA. It is a transcript of the gene beta3GalTII, whose product is annotated as beta-1,3-galactosyltransferase 6. The record is from RefSeq and is a predicted model, not a curated record. Gene Ontology annotation, biological process: glycosaminoglycan biosynthetic process. Gene Ontology annotation, molecular function: UDP-galactosyltransferase activity. Gene Ontology annotation, cellular component: membrane. Bases 183 to 1271 code for a protein of 362 amino acids. The transcript has 3 exons. Lineage: Eukaryota; Metazoa; Arthropoda; Insecta; Lepidoptera; Gelechiidae.
CAAAAACAGUUAAAAAAAAGUUUUGACAUUAUUGACAUCUUUACCGAAAAUUCAAAGUUUAUUAAAUUUCUCAGAAAAAAUCACUUUAAGGAGGGUUUAUAAAAUAAAACAUUGUAAUUAGAUGUGCAAAAGAAAAUGUGAAAUCUCUCAUAUAAAAAGCUAGUUAUUGAACAGAAAUAAACAUGUUUUCCGCAUAUUUCUUAAAGUAUAGGAAUAUGAUCCUUUGUAGUAUUUUCUUCUUUUAUUUUGGCUGUGGAAUUACGUUAAGUUUACUGAAGAUAGACUGUGAUUCUGUUGCUAAAGCUAUGGAAACAUCUGCAAAUAGCGAAUAUAGUAAGGUGGAGUAUGUUGUGUUAAUUUUGAGCGCGCCUGAAAACGUUCAGGAAAGAAGCACAAUUAGGGGCACUUGGAUCAAUUUUGCCGCCAAUAUGUUCACUGAAAACGGUGUGAGACUAUAUAAAUGGAACCACACGGGGGCCACAAGGGCACUACCGCCUGAAUUUAUCAAAUUUUACUUCGCUAUUGGAGUCAAAGGGUUUGACAUGGAAAGACUACUGAAAUUAACGUCUGAAAACGCUAGAAACAACGACUUGUUGCUUCUGGACGAUCUAGAAGAUCAUUAUUUAACUCUCUCAGACAAAACUGUGCAGUCAAUGAAGUGGCUGAGUGAAAACAUGAAGCAAUUGAAGUAUGUGAUAAAAUGUGAUGAUGAUUCUUUCGUCAGAGUUGAUUUGAUUGUUCGUGAGCUAGAAGCUUUCGCGCCCGAUAUGAACACUCCGAAGAUUCGAGAAUUUAUUUCGUACAAGAAGGCCCUACUAGUAUAUAAAGGUCUCUACUGGGGCUAUUUCAAUGGGAAAGCGAAGAUCUUCCUCUCUGGGAAGUGGCAAGAGAGUGAAUGGUUCCUCUGUGACAACUACCUCCCAUAUGCUCUGGGAGGGGGGUAUGUUGUGUCCCGUAGUAUUGUGGACUUUGUCGCUAGAAAUGCAGACAUUCUAAGUAAAUACAAAUCAGAAGAUGUAUCAAUGGGAGUGUGGACCGCCCCUCUUGAUGGUAUCAAUCGCGUGCAUGACACCAGAUUCGACACUCAAUGGCGAUCGAGAGGAUGCGAAAACAACAUGUUAAUUCGUCACAAGCAAACUCCUACGGAUAUGUUAAAAAUGUACAAGAACUUGGUACAGUCCAAAGGAGAAAGAUUGUGUACUAAUGUUACUAUGGAAAGAAAAGCUUAUGUUUAUAAUUGGGAUGUCUUACCUAGUGCAUGUUGUAAAUAAUAGACUGAUUUUAUAUA